UGGCGGCGUGAUGCUGGCCGCCAUUUUGCAUCCUCCUAGCUAAGUGUAAGAGUGGAGCCGGACCAACGGCGAGGGAUUCGGUCACUUUUUUUUCGUUUUUCCCCCCAACACGUUUCCCUCCGGAGCCAUCCGUACAUUACAGUUUCAAGUUGUUAACCGGCAGCAGAUAACGGAGACAUGGCCACAGAGCAUAUAAAUGGAAACGGUACUGAAGAACCAAUGGAGACUUCGGCUGCAGUUACCCAUUCAGAACACUUCCAGACAUUAUUAGACGCUGGGUUACCUAGAAAAGUUGCUGUCAAACUAGAUGAAAUUUACGUAGCAGGUCUGGUCUCACACAGUGAUCUUGAUGAUCGGGCAAUUGAAGCUCUAAAGGAAUUCAACGAAGAAGGUGCUCUUCAAGUCCUCCUGCAGUUUAAAGACAGUGACCUUUCACAUGUUCAGAACAAAAGUGCCUUUCUUUGUGGAGUCAUGAAGACAUACAGGCAGAGGGAGAAGCAGGGGACCAAAGUGUCAGAUUCUACUAAAGGACCAGAUGAGGCAAAAAUCAAAGCUUUGCUUGAGAGAACUGGAUACACACUUGAUGUGACAACAGGUCAGAGAAAGUAUGGUGGCCCUCCUCCAGAGUCAACCCACUCAGGUGCACAGCCCUCAGUUGGCACAGAGAUUUUUGUGGGAAAAAUCCCAAGAGAUCUCUUCGAGGAUGAGCUGGUCCCCCUGUUUGAAAAAGCAGGACCCAUAUGGGACUUGCGUCUGAUGAUGGACCCCCUUAGUGGCCUGAACAGGGGUUAUGCCUUUGUCACUUUUUGCACUAAAGAGGCUGCCCAGAAGGCAGUUAAAUUGUGUAACAACAAUGAAAUACGCCCUGGCAAACACAUUGGCGUGUGCAUCUCUGUCGCCAAUAAUAGACUGUUUGUGGGAUCCAUCCCCAAGAGCAAAACCAAGGAGCAGAUAGUGGAGGAAUUUGCCAAAGUUACAGAGGGGCUGAAUGAUGUAAUUUUAUAUCAUCAGCCUGAUGACAAGAAGAAAAAUAGAGGCUUCUGCUUUUUGGAGUAUGAGGAUCACAAAACAGCAGCACAAGCGCGACGUAGGUUGAUGAGUGGCAAGGUGAAGGUGUGGGGAAAUGUAGUGACUGUGGAAUGGGCUGACCCCAUUGAGGACCCUGACCCGGAGGUCAUGGCGAAGGUUAAAGUUCUUUUUGUAAGAAACCUUGCAAGCACUGUAUCAGAAGAGCUCUUAGAAAAGACAUUCAUCCAAUUUGGCAAGCUGGAGAGGGUCAAGAAGCUAAAAGAUUAUGCCUUUAUUCACUUUGAGGAACGAGAUGGUGCUGUUAAGGCCUUAGCUGAAAUGAAUGGGAAAGAUUUGGAAGGUGAGCAAAUCGAAAUAGUCUUUGCAAAACCACCUGAUCAGAAGAGGAAGGAGCGGAAGGCUCAGAGACAAGCAGCUAAAACGCAAAUGCAUUUCUGGGACUCCUCCAGGUAUGAUGAUUAUUAUUACUAUGGCCCACCACACAUGCUUCCUCCAACAAGAGCAAGAGGAAGAGGAGGCAGGGGAGGCUUUUCAUAUCCCCACGACUACUACGGCUACAAGAAUUACUAUGAUUACUAUGGCUAUGACUAUCACAACUACCGAGGGGGCUAUGAAGACCCGUACUAUGGCUAUGAAGACUUCCAAGCCCAAGGCAGAGGAAGAGGCGGUCGAGGAGCCCGUGGGUCUGCGCUCUCCCGGGGGCGUGGAACAGCCACGGCUAGAGGAAGAGUCAGUUUCUCCCAGCGUGGAGGCCCAGGAUCCAGCAGAGGUGCCCGCGGGUCCAGAGGAGGAGCUCAGCAGAGAGGCCGUGUGGCACCUUGUGGAAGAAAUGGACCAAAGCAGGGAAAGGGGGUCGAGGCUGGUCCUGACCAGUUACAGUGAAGACUGACUUGCUACAUGGGGUUACACCAGAAGCUGCCAAUGGAUAUGAUGGUAAGGUCGAGGCAAUGGUCCAAUGAUAUUCCAGCCUUACGGAAGCAUAUUUCCCAUACUGCCACCCCUGAACCCAAUGGAAAUUCUGUACCUUGGACUGUCUGCAUUCAUAUUAAAAAAAAAAAAGUCUUGUAUUCAAAAUGUCACAUGCUACUCCCUGUAAACGUGUUCCAAAAUUACAAAUUGCACCAGUUGAAAUCAUUUGUGAGGUUCAGACUUCCUAAAGGAUACUAAAACAUUUUUUCUUAUUUUUCCUUUUUUUAUUUUAUUUUUUUUUUGCACUUUUUAUGUUUGAGUUUGAAGUGGCUCAAAAGAGCUUGAUGCUAAUGUAUAUUUUUGUGCUAAUUGUAAUUUUAUUGUCGGAAUAUCCAUGUUUAUCUAAAUUUUUUGAUUUGGAUGAGGAGGACAUAACAUCUGCAGGUUUUUGGUGUAACCACCUUGCAUGGAUAAGUCAGGCAUUCCAGGAAAGUGGUUCUUUUCAGAACUUGUCUUUAAAGGGUUGGUUAACUACCUCAGUACAGAGGAUUGAACUACCCUGCCUGUACUGUAAAUAGGGAAACUUAUAUUGAUGAAAGCAGGGCUUGUUUCCUAUGAAAUAUGCAUUAGAGCAGCUGCUCAAAAGAUGUACUUAAUGUAAUAUAGUCAUUUUGCUGCUGCUCUGACACUGCGAACAGUCAAACUGGGCAUGCAAAAUAAUCUCAUAUGAUGAGCCUGAACAAGCCCUGCUUUUAUCUUAUUUUGAACUGAAUUAGCUGCCUUGCUUCUUCAGAUUAUGUAGUUACUGGUUGUAUGAUUGUAUGAUAGUUUUGGAAUAAAAUGUUACUUUUGUAAAGGCUUGAACAUCACAAAGGCAUCAACUGCUUUUGGUAAGCCCUGCAGUGUCCCUUUUUUCUUUAAGUGGAAAACCAUUUUUGGAUAACUAGCUCUGUAAAGACCAUAGAAUUAUGCCCUGUACCGUCAUACCUUUUUAUUUUAAGAUUUGUUUUAAUCAUGAUUCAUGAAAUUGAAUGAUCAUGUUUCAACUCUGGGCCAGCCAUGUUUCUGUAAAGACAGAAGAUAAUCUAGGCUGCACUGUGCACCCUGUGUACAAGGGCCUGUGGCUGUGUUCACUGUGAAGGGACAGGAUCAUUCAGUGGAAAAAGGGAUGCUGCAGCUUUGGUUUAUAUUCCAUAUAUAGCAAACAGCUGACUGAACCAUUCAACCGGUUUUGUACACAGUUAACUCCCUCUUGAUGAAGCUGUAUCAUUACAACCUUUUGACAAGAUGUUAGCAGUUUUAAACUAUUGUUGGUGGCCAACAACGUUUUUGCAUUCCUGCAAAUAAAUUGUUUUAUACUGUAAAAUGAGGUGAGUGUAACUUAUUUUUGUAAUAAAGUUUUUGAUUUCUA
Messenger RNA from Colossoma macropomum (tambaqui), 3349 nucleotides. RefSeq names its product synaptotagmin binding, cytoplasmic RNA interacting protein, like (gene syncripl). Gene Ontology annotation, biological process: CRD-mediated mRNA stabilization. The record is from RefSeq and is a predicted model, not a curated record. Gene Ontology annotation, cellular component: CRD-mediated mRNA stability complex; nucleus; ribonucleoprotein complex. The transcript has 13 exons. The coding region runs from base 178 to 1911 and encodes 577 amino acids. Lineage: Eukaryota; Metazoa; Chordata; Actinopteri; Characiformes; Serrasalmidae. Gene Ontology annotation, molecular function: mRNA 5'-UTR binding.